Molecule: messenger RNA, 1149 nt
Organism: Symbiodinium natans
Lineage: Eukaryota; Dinophyceae; Suessiales; Symbiodiniaceae
Source: the annotation of a GenBank genome assembly
AUGGAGGACGUCGCGUUGCAGACCACUGUUGCAGCCACCCGGUUCCGGCCGGGGCAUGCUGUUCAGGCGCCGCGACUGAUAACACGCCACUGGAUGCACGGACCUGGCCUGCCUGGCGCAGCCGCCGUGGCCAUUGCUGGUACGAGACGCCUCGUGGGUCGCCGUUUCUCCAGACGAAGGGCUUCCAUUCAAGGUGUGCCGCUUCUGGACCUUGCCCAACAACCAGGUCAACCAACUCAGGCCACCUCUCCUGGGCCGCUUCUGGAUGCUUUCAGAAAGAUUGGCGCUUUCCAGGUUCGGAUGCCUCCAAAACUGGCCUAUGACACGAGACUCAUCUUCUCGCAGUUUGGAGACUUCAUGGCGCUGCCAGAAGCAGCACGGCACCAGUUCCUCUGCGACUCAAAAGAGUUGCUGGCUGUGCAUGGAUAUCAGCCGCGUGGUGGACAGGGCGAGCGUUUCAAUCGAUUUCGUUCGGGCGUCGUCUUUCACGGCAAGAACACCCUGCCCCUGUUGCCUGAGCCGUUUGAGGCGGAAGUGGCGAACUGGCGGGAUCAGGUAUGGCGGCUCUCCGAGAGGAUUCUGGACCACCUCCUUCACGAGCUGCGCUGCACUGGAACAUUGAAGGAGAACCUGGAUCCGGGUGCAUUCCAUGAGGGUGCCUCUUUCGACAUGAUUUCAGGGUCACACUUCCAGCUGAAGCAGAUGCACUCCGCAGGCCAGGAUGGGGAGAGUGUGCGGCUGCCGCUCCACCAAGAUCCGAGCUUCAUGUCUCUUCUGAUCCAUGCUUCGUCCAAGCCGCCGGGUCAAGGCCUGGAAAUCUUGGACGACAGGGCGCAGGAGUUCGUUGCUGUACCUCGGUCUGGUUGCGAGUUCGCCACGGUUCUGAUUGGCCAGCUUUUCCAUCAGCUCUGUGGGCGUGGAGACAUGCGAUUUGCCAAGGGAUCGCACAGAGUGGUGACGCGUCCUGAAGACAUGACGAAGCAGCGCCACACCGCCGUUUUCUUCUUCCAGCCGCAGUUGGACACACUGCUCCGUCCGCUGGUGCCCCCGACUACGGGCAGCCACGAAGCGCCGAUUACUUUUCGUGAGAGGCGCCUGCGAAGCUAUCAGCGCUUCGCACGGGCGGCGCCGCCAUGGCAGAAGGACUGA